AUGGCCCUGUUUCCUCCCCGCCCCUCAUGGCCCUGUUUCCUCCCCGCCCCUCAUGGCCCUGUUUCCUCCCCGCCCCUCAUGGCCCUGUUUCCUCCCCGCCCUUCAUGGCCCUGUUUCCUCCCCGCCCCUCAUGGCCCUGUUUCCUCCCCGCCCCUCAUGGCCCUGUUUCCUCCCCGCCCCUCAUGGCCCUGUUUCCUCCCCGCCCCUCAUGGCCCUCUAUCUCUAAAGGAUUGCUUCGUGUUACUCAUACCCCGUCCCCUCCCCACACUCACGGUGCCUCUCCCCACACUCACCGUGCCCCUCCCCACUCUCACCGUGCCCCUCCCCACUCUUACCAUGUCCCUCCCGACUCUUACCGUCUCCCUCCCCACUGGAAGACUCGCUCUCUUUCAGAGGCGCCUAAAAGAUCAGUCCUUGCUACUCAUACAGUGUGCCCCUCCCCACUGUCACCGCGCGCAGGUGGAGGUGGCAGCAAUGACGGCCAUGCAGCACCCCAAGAUCCUGCAGCUGCUGGGCUACGUGGGGGACUCGCCCUCGCCCGUGCUCGUCUACGAGUUCAUCCCCCGCGGCGACUGCACCGACAUGCUCAAACAAUUGGCUAUGAGGUGUGCACAUGGGGCUGGGUGGCUAUGCGGUGUGCACAUGGGGCUGAGUGGCUAUGAGAGGGUUGUGAGCGGGAGGCGUGGAUUACAAAGGGAGGAGAAGCAGAGGUAUGGAGAGGGAAGAGUGGGAGGAGUGGGGGAGAGGAGAGGUAGACGGAGCCCUGCUGCCCACCCCACCUCCUCGCACUACUUCUCAGAACCUUCCUGCGCACCCAUCCUCACUUGCACAACCGUUUCCUCUCCACUUCGCCUGCUGCUUACAUCCCCUCUUUCCCGGAACCUUCUUAUGGCAGCGGCGAAGGGAGAGGUGCACUUCCCGUGGAGGGCGCGGCUGGUGGUGGCGCUGGGGUGUGCGGAGGCGCUGGCCGCCAUCCAUGACGCCAACUUCGUGCACCGCGACUUCAAGGCCUCCAACGUGCUGCUCCGCGAGGACCUGACACCAGUGCUGGCAGAUUUCGGGUUGGCAAAGUCGGUGACGGACUGGGCAACGCACGUGAGCACACGGGUGAUGGGCAGCAUGGGGUACAUGGACCCCAUCUACUUCCAGACAGGUCAACUGAGCCGCAAGUCCGACACGUAUGCCUUCGGGGUCUUCCUCCUGGAGCUCGUAUCCGGCUGCCUCGCCCUCGACGAUCGCUUCCAGGAGCUGCGAAAGCUGGUGGUGGCGAAGACCUUUCCGGACCCGGAGCUGGUGGUGGACCCGCGGAUAAAGGGCGAGUGGACCAAGAAGCAAGUCUUCAUUGUCUUCACGCUCAUUCGCUUCGCCAUCUUCUUCGAUUGGGAUAACCGCCCGAGCAUGUCGGUGAUGCGGGAUAAGCUGAUGACCGUUGUUGAAUAG
Molecule: messenger RNA, 1440 nt
Organism: Closterium sp. NIES-65
Lineage: Eukaryota; Viridiplantae; Streptophyta; Zygnematophyceae; Desmidiales; Closteriaceae
Source: the annotation of a GenBank genome assembly